Molecule: messenger RNA, 2791 nt
Organism: Pongo pygmaeus (Bornean orangutan)
Lineage: Eukaryota; Metazoa; Chordata; Mammalia; Primates; Hominidae
Gene: FANCE
Product: FA complementation group E
Exons: 11
Coding region: 200-2062 (620 amino acids)
Biological process (GO): interstrand cross-link repair
Cellular component (GO): Fanconi anaemia nuclear complex
Source: RefSeq, a predicted model, not a curated record
GACAGCGCGGGAACGGCUGUAGCUCCGCGCAGCCGGGCUUCUCCGGUCUCCCAACGCCGAGGAGAGCUUGUAACAGGCGCUGGAGCUGGCCUGCCGCCGCCGCCGCGUCAGGGACGGCGCUGGAGUCCUCCGUUCCCCUCAGCCCCUGAGCUGAGGCCCCACACCAGAGUAGGGGGCAUCGCGGCACCCGUGCCCCGGCAUGGCGACACCGGACGCGGGGCUCCCUGGGGCUGAGGGCGUGGAGCCGGCGCCCUGGGCGCAGCUGGAGGCCCCCGCCCGCCUCCUGCUGCAGGCGCUGCAGGCGGGGCCUGAGGGGGCGCGGCGCGGCCUGGGGGUGCUCCGGACGCUGGGCAGCCGCGGCUGGGAGCCCUUCGACUGGGGUCGCUUGCUCGAGGCCCUGUGCCGGGAGGAGCCGGUCGUGCAGGGGCCUGACGGCCGUCUGGAGCUGAAACCACUGUUGCUGCGAUUGCCUCGGAUAUGCCAGAGGAACCUGAUGUCCCUGCUGAUGGCCGUUCGGCCAUCACUGCCAGAAAGUGGGCUCCUCUCUGUGCUGCAGAUUGCCCAGCAGGACCUAGCCCCUGACCCCGAUGCCUGGCUCCGUGCCCUGGGGGAAUUGCUGCGAAGGGAUCUGGGGGUGGGGACCUCCAUGGAGGGAGCUUCUCCACUGUCUGAAAAAUGCCAGAGACAGCUCCAAAGUCUGUGUAGGGGGCUGGGCCUGGGGGGCAGGAGGUUGAAAUCCCCCCAGGCUCCAGACCCUGAAGAAGAGGAGAACAGGGACUCCCAGCAGCCUGGGAAACGCAGAAAGGACUCAGAGGAAGAGACUGCCAGUCCUGAGGGGAAGAGGGUCCCCAAAAGAUUCCGGUGUUGGGAAGAGGAAGAUCAUGAGAAGGAGAGACCCGAACAUAAGUCACUGGAAUCCCUGGCAGGUGGAGGAAGUACAUCUCCUAUUAAGGACCAGCCUGUCAUGGGAGCUAAGACUGGCGAGGACGGUUCGAGUCUGGAGGAUGCUAAAGGUCUAGCUGAGAGUUUGGAGUUGCCCAAAGCUAUCCAGGGCCAGCUUCCCAGGCUGCAGCAGCUGCUGAAGACCUUGGAGGAGGGGUUAGAGGGAUUGGAGGAUGCCCCCCCAGUUGAGCUACAGCUUCUUCACGAAUGUAGUCCCAGCCAGCAGAUGGACUUGCUGUGUGCCCAGCUGCAGCUCCCCCAGCUCUCAGACCUCGGUGUCCUGCAGCUCUGCACCUGGCUGCUGACCCUUUCACCUGAUCUCAGCCUCAGCAAUGCUACCGUGCUGACCAGAAGCCUCUUUCUUGGACGGAUCCUCUCCUUGACUUCCUCAGCCUCCCGCCUGCUUACAACUGCCCUGACCUCCUUCUGUGCCAAAUAUACAUACCCUGUCUGCAGCGCCCUCCUUGACCCUGUGCUCCAGGCCCCAGGCACAGGUCCUGCUCAAACAGAGUUACUGUGUUGCCUUGUGAAGGCGAAGUCCCUGGAGCCAGAUGCACAGGUUCUAAUAUUGGGACAGAUCUUGGAACUGCCCUGGAAGGAGGAAACUUUCUUGGUGUUGCAGUCACUCCUAGAGCGGCAGAUAGAGUCUGGCUUUGUUGCCCUGGCCGAAGUGCAGUGGCACAAUCUUGGCUCACUGCAACCUCUGCCUACUGGAUUCAAGCAAUUCUUGUGCCUCAGCCACCCAAAUAACUGGGAUUACAGGCGUGCGCCACCACGCCGGCUAAUUUUUGUAUUUUUAGUAGAGACAGGGUUUCACCAUGACUUGAGGCCAGAACUUCUGGGCUCAAGUGAUCUGCCCUCCUUGACCUCCCAAAAGGCUGGGAUUAUAAGCGUGGACAUGACCCCUGAGAAGUUCAGUGUCUUCAUGGAGAAGCUCUGUAAAAAGGGGCUGGCAGCCACCACCUCCAUGGCCUAUGCCAAGCUCAUGCUGACAGUGAUGACCAAGUAUCAGGCUAACAUCACUGAGACCCAGAGGCUGGGCCUGGCUAUGGCCCUAGAACAUAACACCACCUUCCUGAGGAAGUCCCUGAAGGCUGCCUUGAAACAUUUGGGCCCCUGACCAUCCACCAAGGGACCACCCUCUUGGUGCUCCAUCACCAGCUUCCUGAAGGGCAUUUCUUUCUUCACCACCUUGUCUUGAGCCCUAGCUUGAGGAUAAAGGCUGAGCCUGGCCAUCCCAGAUUGCAACUGCCUCCCUGUUACAGGCUGCAUAAGGCAUAUUGGCUUCCCAACCAGCAGGGAGGCUCCUGGGCUAAGGGAGCUCAGCUAUAUUUUCUUUUUCAUUUAUUUUGUUUUUGAGAGAAGGUAUUGCUCUGUCAUCCAGGCUGGAGUGCAACCUCUGUCUCCCAGGCUCGAUCCUCCCAUGUCAGCCUCCCAAGUAGCUGGGACUACAUGCACAUGACACUAUGCCCAGCUAAUUUUUUUAUUUUGUAGAUAAUAUGCUGGUCAGGGCUGGUCUUGAACUCCUGAGCUCAAGUGAUCUUCCCGCCUUGGCACCCAAAGUGUUGAGAUUUACAGGUGUGAGCCACCACACCAGGCCAGAGCUAUAUUUCCAAAGGCUGCUGGCCCCAGGCACACUCCUCAUCAAUUCUCAGGCUGCAGGGACAAACUUUCCGAUAGGGCUCAGUAGGAUCAAGCCAACCCAGAGUGGACAUGGGAUGCUCCAGGAGGUCUGGGGUACCAGUGGGCUCAGAUGAAGCUCUUGUGCUCAUGUAUGUUAUGACCUGUGUUUUUGUUUCUGACUUGAAUAAUUUAUCAAUGGUGUUGAAUAAAAGCAAGUUCAAUAAUG